Molecule: messenger RNA, 1453 nt
Organism: Armigeres subalbatus
Lineage: Eukaryota; Metazoa; Arthropoda; Insecta; Diptera; Culicidae
Exons: 5
Coding region: 211-1392 (393 amino acids)
Source: RefSeq, a predicted model, not a curated record
CAGUGAGCCAUCGGAAAGUGCAUCGCGUUCUCACGUCCCUAUGGCAACAGCAAGCACCAAUCGGCUGUCCUGCUGCCGAAAUUGUCGUAGUCCUCGCCGUUGUCGACGUCGUCGCCGAUGCAGAGCGGAAAUUUUUAAUUAAACCUGGAGCACGUUGUGUCUGCUCGGAUUUCGUUUGUCAGUGCGCACACCCACCUGACGGCCAGGGGAAUGGUUCCGUCAGGAUCCAAAUCAACACCUGCUGCAGCGCCGACCUCCACCGAUGGCGCUUGUCAGAUGAUUAUUACUUUCGGAGGUGCUGAACAAACGACCGGGGACCAUCACCGGGGGCAUCAUCACCAUCCACGGUGGGGCUUUUGGCACUGGUUUUGGGUGCUGCUGCUGUUGACGCUGAUGGUGUUGUUUUUGCUCGGGUGUGUCAAAGCCGUGCUCGGAUGCUGCUGCACCUGGAUAGGGAAGUGGAAAUACGACUUUUUGCAACCCGAUGUACGGUACAAGGAUGCUUCACGAUAUCGAAGGUUUCUCAUAAACGUCAUAUUCUUUCUGGUAUACCCUUUUGUGCUGUGCUGUCGCUGCUUCGAGCGCUUGAACGAAGACGACGAGGAUGGAAACCCCCGCGACUAUCCUGGUGGUGGCGACGAUGACCGGGAUCGUUUGCUCCAGCAGCAUGGUUUGCUCAAGGGUGCCAUGGUGGUCCAAAAACAGGUGUCACCUUCAGUAACGUCCGAUACCGGCACCAGUGUCGAGGGGGAGCAUAUGCCCGGCUACGGACGCUCCAGACAGAGACAUCUCACAGAGGUGGCAACAACCGAUGACGAUGAGCUGGACAAACUUCUGCAAUCGGAAGUUCAGGAGGGCGGAACGUGGGGCUACAACGACAACGAAGAAGAGGACAGGGACACUCGAUACGUGAUCGACGUGAUGAAUCGAAGCCAGAAGGCAUUACAAUCGUUAAGCUCGUCAUCCGAGACAUUCUACGAAGCACGGCGUUCGAGGUCAUCAUCCCGGAUCGGAAGCAUCGGGGAGGACGAUCAACAGCAAAUAGCGAAAAAGUUGGUCCGAGGUUUGUUGCAGGCGAAAAUCGUCUAUCGACGUAUGGAUCAUGCCUGUGGGCAGGUGUUGAUGGAGGACGGGCAGCCGUACUCCGUUCAGGGGUUCUUUAUAGCGAUUGAUCGGAGGCGAUUUCAAUUUUUCACACAUGCGAAGCUACGACAGCAUUGGGUGUCUCAUCGGAACGAAGAGGGAAUUAUAUCGAGAAUAAGAAUUCCGGAGAGGAGCUUAAUACCUAAAAGUUUUACCAAAAUCUAUGCCUCCGAGGAAGAUGUUUUGCGGCAAAAUGAACUUUCGGUUAAACCAGACAAAGAUGCAAUUUGUAUUAAUGUUGAGGAUUAACAUAUUAUAUUACGAGGGAAUUGUGAUUGUCAUCAUGAGCAAUAUAUUUAACAGAGAAUGA